This is a messenger RNA of Symbiodinium natans, 1161 nucleotides long. Lineage: Eukaryota; Dinophyceae; Suessiales; Symbiodiniaceae. The record is from the annotation of a GenBank genome assembly.
AUGGAUGACGCGCCGGACGGAGGCUGGUUGCCGCGAGAUCCCAAUCUUCCCGCUGGCCUCCACAAGGACUUGCUGGUGGCCCUGCAGAAGGCGGCCAGUCGGGCUGCCCCAAGCCCGGCCGAAGAAGAGGUCGUUCCAGUCCUUCCUGCGCAGGAGGCGCAGCGAAGCAGCGCCUCCAGCGCUCCGGGCCGCACCCAGACCAUGGGCCGGCGGACGUUUCGCCCUGGCGAUGCGGCUUUCUACUGGAGUGCUACACACCGAACAUGGCUCAAGACCUGUGUCCUCUCCGUCAACCGCGACGGAGGAGGCGACAAGUCCGAGACCUACAACUUGGACUGCAAGUCCAGAGUGGAGUCCUGGCAGAUGCGCACGGCGGACGAGCCACGAGAUGGCCCCCCCGACUGCUCGGAGGGAGCUGGAGGUGGCUUCGCAGUGGGCAUGCCCGUCCAGUGCUUCAACCAGCAGAAACGCGUCUGGGAGAACGGCACUGUCGUCCGAAGAUAUCAGCAAGACAAAAUCAUUGUCUUCGAUGUUGAAUGCAAGGAGUCCACGGUGCGAAUGCUUCCAGCUAGCCGACUCCGUCUCUCGCGCUUCGCGGUGGGCGACAAGGUGGAGUACUGGUCCAUGACCUCCAAGUCCUGGCUGCUUGCGAAGGUCCUGAAGCUUUAUUGGUCAAAGCAGACCUGCGACCUCGAUAUAAAGAAAGGAGCGCCCCUGGCAAACGUUCGCAAGGUGAAUGAGUCGGCCGAAAGCAGGUCACCAGCGCCAGGUGGCGGGCCCAAAGCAGCGGAGCCGACCCCUGUGCCUGAGGAUCCGGCUGACUCCCGGGGCGCUCUGCCACGGCGAAGGCACACCACCAGCCCUUCUGCUGGGCAGCCCCCGAAAGAGGAGCCCCCUCGAAGUGGCAUGCCACCCCCUCCCCCACCCAAGAGACGCCGGAAGAAGUCGAUGGAGCCCCCUCCUCGCGGCCAUGAAGCCAGGGACGGGGUGGACUCCCCGGAUAGCAAGGCUGUGCACGAGCUCCGGGAAGGACGCAAGCUCCGGGAAGAUCGGCUGAAGAGGCGGAGCGGCAAGGAAGAUGGGAGGGAUAGGAGGGAGAGUCGAAACGGGCGCAGCAACUGGCGCGAUCUCCCCGACGUCCGCGAUGUCAGGGACAGGUGA